AUGCUCAAGCUAUCGCUCUUUACCGUCAUCGCUGCUUGCGUGCUGGCUCAUGCAAGCUCAGCUGCUCUCGCGCCCACUCGCAUGGCCAAAUUGCACAAACGCUUUGGCUUCAUGCGUCCGGCGCUCCUCACUCUGAAUGCACAGUAUGCGCAGCAAGGCGAUCUGUGCAAUGGCUACGAGCUCUCCACCAACCAAUGGGGCAUGCACAGCGGCACAGGACACCAGAGUGCAGCUUUUCACGGAUGCUCAGAGGACGGCGGCAUUGUCUGGUCUACCGAUUGGCAAUGGUCAGGUAAUGACGAUCAGGUCAAGACCUAUUCGAACGUCCAGAAGCCAACGGGCAACCGCCCGUACAAAGACUACAAGACGCUCAGCGCUGCUUGGCAGUGGCAUUACGCUCAGUCCUCGGCAGUCUCGGCAGAUGUCUCGUUCGAUAUCUUCUUUUCUACUACUUCUCAGCCUGGCCACGGCGUCGCAGAUGCUCAUUCCAAAUGGGAGAUCAUGAUCUGGCUAUCGAAACGAGGACCAGCUCUACCUGCUGGCAAGAAAGUCGCAGAGGCCGACAUCAAAGGCACGCACUGGCAAGUCUGGCUUGGCAACGUCGAGAACUGGCAAGUCCUCACUUUCCUCAACGACAACAACUCGCACAUGAACGACUUCAAUGCCUCACUGAUGCCGUUCAUCCAAUACGGCAUCGACAACUACAAGAUCGAUCCUAGCUUGAUCCUGUCUGGCGUUCAAGCAGGCACAGAGCCCUUCAGAGGUAGCGCGCUCCUCUACACUUCUCGCUACCAGCUCGAUAUUGAGUGA
This is a messenger RNA of Mixia osmundae IAM 14324, 810 nucleotides long. RefSeq names its product glycoside hydrolase family 12 protein. Gene Ontology annotation, molecular function: cellulase activity. The record is from RefSeq and is a predicted model, not a curated record. Gene Ontology annotation, biological process: polysaccharide catabolic process. The coding region runs from base 1 to 810 and encodes 269 amino acids. The transcript is spliced from 3 exons. Lineage: Eukaryota; Fungi; Basidiomycota; Mixiomycetes; Mixiales; Mixiaceae.